Molecule: messenger RNA, 3313 nt
Organism: Cololabis saira (Pacific saury)
Lineage: Eukaryota; Metazoa; Chordata; Actinopteri; Beloniformes; Belonidae
Product: protein Niban 1-like
Exons: 14
Coding region: 118-3069 (983 amino acids)
Source: RefSeq, a predicted model, not a curated record
AAUGAGCUGAGCAAAAGCCUCAUGACAGAUCAGAGCAGAUCAUUCAGCUGACAGGCUCCUGUGAAUCCUGCAUGCACACAUUCAAUUAAAUCAGCUAUUAAGAGAAAAGGAAACAAUAUGGGAGCAUCCUCCUCUGGAUUGUUGGAUGAGGCCAAAGUCAACCACAUCAAAGGUCUUGUUGAUGGAGCAUUUCAAAGCUUCAGUGGGUUUUACCGUCAGCAGUAUUCUGUGGCGUACCUGGGACACCUGCACCAGGAGCUGGAGCCUAAGAAGGAGGGGCGGAGCCUGUUGCUCACACAAAGGCCCCAGUAUGCUCCAGAGGAGGUGCUAUACCAAGGGGGUGUUAAGUUUUCCUGCUGGGAUGAGCAUGGAAAGAAAUGUAGAGAAAGAUACGCCGUCCUGAGAAGAGACUAUAAAAUGGAAAUACAUGACAGCAUGGAGACUCUAAAACGUGGAUGUGCAGCUAAAGUGGUCCUCCAGCCCGCUGGGGGCAUCGUGUUCACAACAGAAGACGAGUCUCGAGCUCAACUGGAGAAAUCCUGCGCUGGGAUACUGAACGGAGUGAAGGAGGAUUCUUCUUCAGCGGCGUUGCCUCCAGAUGUGUUUGCUGUAUAUCUACACCUGCCUUACAGAGGGCCCACUUGCUUCCUGUUUCAACAAGAAAAUGAGCGAGAUCACUUCCUGUCUGCCCUCAAGACCUGCAUUAGACAUUGCAACCUUGACCCCUGGCAUGCCUCAUCGUAUGAGAACCAGGCGUUUGCCCGAGGCCUCGGCCUCUACCGGCAGAACAGAGGAUGCUAUGAAUCCUGGGAGAAACUGCUGGGCACUGAGGAACAAGUGUUGGCCUCCCAGGUGAUGGAGGAAGCGUUGCCAUGGUUACAGAGUCAGCUUCAGGCCAAGGUGAAAGGCAAGAAAACUGAGAGGUUACGACAGUGGCUGGCUACAGUGCAGGCAACCUACACGCUGGUGCUGGAACAACUGACCGCAGGUCUGGAGGCUCUAAAGAUGGAGUGUCGUCAGACAGCGACCGCCAGUCAAGCACUUAUCAGGUCCAACCUGGCCGAGAUCAUGUCCUCUCACAGCUUCCUGGAGCAGAAGGUUCAAGCGUACAUAUUGGAAGAAGCAGAGAAAGUUUGCAGUGAGUCUGCAUCACCCUACAUGGCCUCGAUCCUGGAAGCGCUGACAGAGAACAUCGGUGCAGGGUUUCUGAGCAUGCAGCACACACUACACGCACAGAUGGACGCUGCCUUUUCCCUCACAAACGGAGAAACCAAUGAGAUGAAGAAGGUGGUCUUGUCCAGUUUGUACUCUCUCCGUCUGGAUCAGAGCUACGAGAAGGUGGACGGCCUGAUAGAGAAGUUUGAAGACUUGAAACAGCGGUUUGGACUGACAAGCACUCAGAGACUGGUCCACUCUACACAUCUGGAGAUGGAGCAGCUCCUGGACAGGGCCGUCUACACUUUGGAGAAGUUUUUGCAGUCAUCAACAAGACUGCAACCCUCUCAGGUUCCUGUCAAGAUGGAGAGAGCUAAAGAAAGAGUACUCAAGCAGCUGGACUACGACAGCAGAGUGGUCCAGAGGAGGCUCUACCAGGAGGCUCUGCUGGAGAUCUCUCUGCCUUCUCUCGUUCGGAGGCUGGACAGCAAGUGGAAAACUGGGCUACAACAGUUUGAGCAGUACAUCUUCUCUGACUACAGCGCUUUCAUUCUGGUUCAAAAUGUCUUCGAUGACAUUCUGAGAAGUCUCCUCAGGAGAGAAAUAGAGACAGUGGUCCAGGAUGCUGUCAGCAGGAAGAGCAACCAUCUCCUGCUGGACACUUCAGAUCUGGCCAUCAGUCAGUACAGUCUGCUGGGACAGACGCCUCCUUGCUCGGCACCAGACAGCCCGGCAAAUCGUACUCGACUUUCCUCUUCAGCUCCUAAAGGCGAUCGAGAAACUGCUCCUGCAGUAGAAGAUAAUCAGACAGCUGAUGUUUUUCCUCAGAAUGAUGCAGAACUCAAGGAUGACACCAAGUCAGACUCCAGUGCCGGUCAGCCGUCUGGCCAGAGCACAACUCCAGUGAUCGUUGUCACACAACAGCAAGAUGAUUGUGGAAGUAAUGAGGCUCAACAUCUCAAGGAAACCAGUGAAGAAGCCAAGAUCAACAGUGAUGCAACAUCAGCAGAAACCGACUCAGGUGCAGCUGAAUCUUCCAUCUCUGAUGUUUCCGUUACACACGAUGCACCUGACCCUCAGGCUGACCAGGGAUCCACCAACUCAGACUAUUUUGACCCAUCUGCUUUAGACUUCUCUCAGUCGUCAGAUGCUCAAAGUGAAUACUCUCAAAGUGAAUCCUCUCAAAGUGAUCUUUCUACAACUCCUGAAACAAAUCCCUCUGCUCCUGAGCCCUCGACCUUUGAUCAAAUGCCAGAGGAGGCCUCCUCCAUGCAGCCUUCUUCACCACCACACUCACCUGGGGCAGAUGAAAGUGCAAUGAAAAUCAGUCUCGGGUCACUGAGUGAAGCGGUUACUCCGUCCUCCAUGGAUCCCGAGAAGCAGAAGUCGGGCCGGCAGAUCACUGACAGAGCUGUCUACUUGACGGGACGGAUCAAGGACAACUGGGAAGUGGAGAGGAUGGAGGGGAAGGUAAAUGAAGCAGUAGAGAAAGAGGAAAAGGAGACAACAAUGGAGGGUCAGAAGGAAGAGAGAGAAGAACAAGUGGAGGGUGAGGACCAAACAGGAGACAAGCCGAUCAAUGAAGGAUGCACAGCCUCUGCAUCACCAGCAGAGCACACCGUAGUCACAAGCACAGAGCAGACCGGCAGUGAAGGAAGGAUGGAUGAGAAAGGGGAUGAACUCAACUCCGAAGCACCAAAAGACAACGAGGGACAAGCAGCAGAGGAAGGGAGUUGUGCAGAAGAAGAAAACAGGGAGAAGGAGGUUCCUCCAAGUCUUCAGGAAGAGAACUCACAACCGGACGGUCCUGCCGAGCUACUGGGGAGUGUGGCGACCAUCAGAGAGCUUGUGACCGAGAUCACUGAAGUGGAGACAGUAUUGACCUCCUGCCCCACCAGCAGCAGCUCACCCUGACACAGCUAUCGCCACGGCAACUGUGGACCCUGACCUCACCAGCCAAAUCUACAUCAGUCCUUUAUUUUAUUGUUUUAUAUGGUACAAAGAAAAGACAAAAUGAAAUAAGGGCUGAAUUCUGAAAAUAAGUUGAUAUAUUUUUUCAUUUUAUUAACAUUUUCUAAAAGUCAGAUCUCUUUUUUUAUAACUUGUAUAAUUUACAUAUGCAAAUUUUUUAACACUGGAAAAUGUUUAAUGCUCAAAU